This is a messenger RNA of Arctia plantaginis, 999 nucleotides long. The record is from the annotation of a GenBank genome assembly. NCBI's taxonomy places the organism in Eukaryota, Metazoa, Arthropoda, Insecta, Lepidoptera, Erebidae.
AUGUACGCAUUUUUUCUAAUUACCGCUUGCUUAUGCGUAAGCGUAUUCGCUAAAUCUGUAGAGUAUUCUCUUGAGGAUGCUGACAGAUACUUUGAAGAUUUCAUAAAAGAAUUUGACAAGCAAUAUGCCAAUGAAAUGGAGAAAGAAACUCGUUUCCAAAUAUUCAAGAAGAAUUUAGAGGAUGCUAACCGCUUGAAUAAGGAACAUCCAGACGCUGUCUUUGGUAUAACUGCAUUUAUGGACUUAACUACUAAAGAAUUUGUGUCAACUUAUACAUGCUUAAGAGAAGAUGCAACUCAGGUUUAUUGCGAUAAAAUUAUUCACGACGCAGAUAUUGAUUACUCGGGCGCACCAGAAUCAUUUGAUUGGCGUGACAAAAAUGUUGUCACUCCAGUGAAAGACCAAGGUGGCUGUGGAUCUUGUUGGGCUUUCAGUGCAACUGCUUGUGUUGAGAGCCAGUACGCCAUUAAACAUCGCGAGGCUAUACCGCUUUCGGAACAAGAACUUAUGGACUGUGAUGAAAACUCUGAUGGAUGUGGCGGAGGAUUUAUGUCUACAGCUAUGAAGGCACUUAUUGCUAAAGGAGGCCAAAUGAAGGAAUCAGACUAUAAGUAUGAAGGUUCCAAAGGUAAAUGCAGAUUAGACAAAAGCAAAAUUGUAGCUAAGGUUACUGAUUGUAUUUCAUAUAAUCUUACGUCUCAAGAAAAAGUCAAGCAAGUUUUGUACAAGGUUGGGCCCAUUUCUAUCGGUAUACAAGCUGCGUAUUUGAACAUGUACACGGGAGGAAUAUUUCCAGAUAACCUUUGCUUGGGAAAGAUCAGUCACGGUGUACUCCUCGUAGGAUAUGGAACAGAAAACGGCAAGCCUUACUGGCUUGUGAAGAACUCUUGGGCACGUUCGUUUGGUGAAAGGGGCUACUUCCGCCUGCAUCGCAGUGAUAAUCCUAAAGGUGCUUGUCAAAUGCUGAACGAUGCAAUGACUACAGCGACCGUUGAAUAA